AAAGUGAAAGAUAUCAUUUAUUUCUUCCAUCCUCCCAUCUCGGAUUCCCCGCAAUCUACAUUAGAACCAUGUCGAACCUCACAAAGUACCAGACCGAACUUAUAGAACAUGGCAUGGCUGCUGGUGCUCUCAAAUUUGGCUCGUUCACUCUAAAAUCUGGCCGACAAUCGCCAUAUUUCUUCAACGCAGGUCUACUUGCAUCGGGACCUGUCCUAGAUACUCUGUGCUCUGCAUACGCAACUACGAUCGCCGCUUCACUGGAGGCUGCCAAAUCAGGAUCACCCGGCCUUCCGGAAUUCGACAUUCUGUUCGGCCCUGCGUAUAAAGGAAUUCCUUUCGCAGCUGGGACAGCUCUUCUAUUGCACAGAGACCAUCAUAUCGACGUCGGGUAUGCUUACGAUCGUAAGGAGGCAAAGGACCAUGGUGAAGGUGGAGUGAUGGUUGGUGCACCAGUAAAAGGCAAGAGAGUGCUCGUAUUAGACGACGUCGCUACUGCCGGAACAGCGAUCCGAGGUGCAAUGGAUAUUGUGAAGCAAGCUGGCGGAGAGGUUGUUGGUGCUGUUCUGAUGUUGGAUCGUCAGGAAGUUGGAAGAGAAGGGAAGAGCAUGAUCGAGGAAAUCGAGGGAUUAGUGGGAGGCAAAGGGAGAGUACCGACAAUUUUGAAGAUGAAAGAUCUGAUGGCAUGGUUGGAACAACAUGGAAAGACAGGCGAACUCAAGGCGAUGCAGGAAUAUUGGGAACAAUACGGUGUGAAGAAUGCAUAAGAGAUACGCCAUCUGUACAUUACAAGUCCCGGUUCUCAAAAGUAUACGCUUUGAAGCU
Somion occarium is the source of this 822-nucleotide messenger RNA. The record is from the annotation of a GenBank genome assembly. Lineage: Eukaryota; Fungi; Basidiomycota; Agaricomycetes; Polyporales; Cerrenaceae.